Molecule: messenger RNA, 1386 nt
Organism: Aspergillus tanneri
Lineage: Eukaryota; Fungi; Ascomycota; Eurotiomycetes; Eurotiales; Aspergillaceae
Product: FAD-binding oxidoreductase
Exons: 3
Coding region: 1-1386 (461 amino acids)
Molecular function (GO): oxidoreductase activity; FAD binding
Source: RefSeq, a predicted model, not a curated record
AUGUUCAGACAGACAGUCUCGACGUUGUCGCAGGUAGAGGUCUCCAGAGAACUGGGGCCUCUCCUGUCCCAUUCAGCUGUCAUAGUUGAUGGGAAUACCACCGCGUACCCGCGUUGGAGCAGCUAUGAGGCUCCCGCCCCCGGAGUCGUGGUGACUCCAGCCACUGAGGAGGAUGUUGCAAAAACAGUCGAAUUUGCAACGUCAAAGAACAUCCCGUUCCUCGCGCAGACUGGCGCACAUGGAUGGUCUGAAUUCCACCUCAAGCAAAAUGGAAUAAUAAUCAACAUGAGGAAGUUAAACUCGGUGUCGUUCAACUGCGACAAGACGCAAGUCACUAUUGGAGGCGGGGUCUUGAUCUCCGAGCUUACUAUAGCUGCAUUCCAGAACAUGGCUCUCGUCCACACGGGUAACUGCCCUUGCGUCGGGGUCUUGGGCGCUGGUCUUGGCGGUGGAUAUGGCAACCUGCAGGGUCUGUAUGGCCUCGCGGUCGACAAUAUGCUGUCACUGAACGUGGUUCUGGCUGAUGGAAAGAUUCACACGAUCACACCCAAGGAUGAAGAUCUCUGGUGGGCGCUUCGCGGUGCUGGUCCUAACUUUGGCAUUGUCACUUCAGCGAUCCUGAAGUCGUUCCCUGUCUCGUCAGAUAAACAAAUCGCCUGGUUUGGUCAACUCAUCUACUCUGGAGACAAGAUCGAGGACGUGGUAAAAGCAAUUGACAAUCUCACCUUGGCACCGGAGAUGAGUAUCUUUAUGUAUUUUAUAACUAGUGGUGCUCCAAACUAUUCACCCAUGAUUGCACUUACGCCGUUCUACUACGGUCGGGAGAAAGAGGCCAGGGCUGCAUUCAAGCCCCUUCUUGAUCUUGGUCCGACGGAUGACACUACGAGCGAACUCCAGUAUGCCCACUGGAAUGAUGGAGCGGAGGGCUUUUGUACCAAAGGUGGGUACAAGCCGGCAUACACUGCCGGCCUCACCAAAAUGGAUUCCACCACUUGGAAGGCCGCCUGGGAUGAGUACGUCAAGUUCGUUGCGAUAAAAGGCGCCGGCCAGAGCAUAGUGAUUAUGGAGGCGUACUCCUUGGAGAAAAGUCGGUCUUUUCUUCAGUCGUCAUCUGCAUUUGCCUGGCGCAACAAGGUCAACUUCAACGCUGUGGCCAUCCCAUGGUACUAUGACUCGGGCCUGGAGUCGGAGGCAAAGGCCUUCGGUUCUAAACUUCGUGACUUGUGGCGGUCCACAGACGGUCUUGAUUCUCCGGCUGCGUACAUUAAUUUUGCCCAUGGCGAUGAGGACCUUUCAGCCAUCUACGGUGAGAAUCUCGACCGCCUGAGAUCCAUCAAGGUCCAAGUGGACCCGAACAACGUCUUCAAUCAAUGGUUUACCCUGUGA